UCCCGCGCCGGCGGCUUCGGGCGGAGUUUGGCGAGCGGCGACGCGGUGUAGUCAGACGGCAGUGGUCCUGGGAGGCGACGGCUCGCGUCCGGUCUUCUCUCUGCUCCUCCGCCGCAUCCACCGCCGCGCCCCGGCCUCCCGCCCAUCCUCGAUGCAGAGCUGGGUGGCCGCGUGAUGGGGCUGUGGAGCGGCGCCCUGCGGCUCGCGGCGGCCGCUGCCUGCGCUGAAGUGCGUCGGUGCCCGGCCUCCCGCGCCCCUGCGCGCCGCGGCGUCUUCUGACUCGGCCGGCUCGCCCGUCGGUCCGCAGCGCGGCUGAGGAAUCUUGACCAUAACUUGGAAGGAAGAUUUGAUUUUUACUUCUGGACUGCAUACAUAAGGCCGUCAGAAUGUCGGGAGCCUCAGUGAAGGUAGCUGUCCGAGUGAGGCCCUUCAAUUCUCGAGAGACCAGCAAGGAGUCCAAGUGCAUCAUUCAGAUGCAAGGCAACUCGACCAGUAUUAUUAAUCCAAAGAACCCAAAGGAAGCACCAAAGUCCUUCAGCUUUGACUACUCCUACUGGUCGCACACCUCGCCUGAAGAUCCCUGUUUUGCAUCACAGAAUCGUGUGUACAAUGACAUUGGAAAGGAAAUGCUCUUACAUGCCUUCGAAGGAUAUAAUGUCUGUAUCUUUGCCUAUGGGCAGACUGGUGCUGGGAAAUCCUACACGAUGAUGGGGAAACAAGAAGAGAGCCAAGCUGGAAUCAUCCCACAGUUGUGUGAAGAACUUUUUGAGAAGAUCAAUGACAACUGUAAUGAAGAGAUGUCUUACUCUGUAGAGGUGAGCUACAUGGAAAUUUACUGUGAGAGAGUACGAGAUUUACUGAAUCCCAAAAACAAGGGUAAUUUGCGUGUGCGUGAACACCCGCUGCUUGGACCCUAUGUGGAGGAUCUGUCCAAGCUGGCAGUCACUUCCUACACUGACAUUGCUGACCUCAUGGAUGCUGGGAACAAAGCCAGGACGGUGGCAGCUACCAACAUGAACGAGACAAGCAGCCGUUCCCACGCCGUGUUCACCAUUGUCUUUACCCAGAAGAAGCAGGAUCCUGAGACGAACCUUUCUACUGAGAAGGUCAGUAAAAUCAGCUUGGUGGAUCUAGCAGGAAGUGAACGAGCUGAUUCAACUGGUGCCAAAGGAACAAGAUUAAAGGAAGGUGCAAAUAUUAAUAAGUCUCUUACAACUUUGGGCAAAGUCAUUUCGGCCUUGGCAGAGGUGAGUAAGAAGAAGAAGAAGACUGACUUUAUUCCCUACAGGGACUCUGUGCUCACUUGGCUCCUUCGAGAAAACCUAGGUGGCAACUCCCGAACUGCAAUGGUUGCUGCUCUGAGCCCAGCAGACAUCAACUACGAUGAAACGCUGAGCACGCUGAGAUAUGCAGAUCGUGCAAAACAAAUUAAAUGCAAUGCUGUUAUCAACGAGGACCCGAAUGCCAAGCUGGUUCGUGAGCUGAAGGAGGAAGUGACCCGACUGAAGGACCUUCUUCGUGCUCAGGGGCUGGGAGAUAUUAUUGAUAUUGAUCCAUUGAUCGAUGAUUACUCUGGAAGUGGAGGCAAAUAUCUGAAAGAUUUUCAGAACAAUAAGCAUAGGUACUUGCUAGCCUCUGAGAAUCAACGCCCUGGCAAUUUUUCCACAGCAUCCAUGGGGUCCCUUACUUCAUCUCCAUCUUCAUGCUCACUUAAUAGUCAGGUGGGCUUAACAUCUGUGACCAGUAUUCAAGAGAGGAUCAUGUCUACACCUGGAGGGGAGGAAGCCAUUGAACGUCUGAAGGAGUCAGAGAAGAUCAUUGCUGAGUUGAAUGAAACCUGGGAAGAGAAACUUCGUAAAACAGAGGCCAUCAGAAUGGAGAGAGAAGCCUUGUUGGCUGAGAUGGGAGUUGCCAUACGGGAAGAUGGGGGAACACUUGGUGUUUUCUCCCCUAAAAAGACUCCACAUCUUGUUAACCUCAAUGAAGACCCACUGAUGUCGGAGUGUUUGCUUUAUUAUAUCAAGGAUGGAAUUACAAGGGUUGGCCAAGCAGAUGCUGAGCGGCGCCAGGACAUAGUGCUGAGUGGGGCCCACAUUAAAGAAGAGCAUUGUAUCUUUCGGAGUGAGAGGAACAACACUGGUGAAGUUAUUGUGACCUUAGAGCCCUGUGAACGCUCGGAAACAUAUGUGAAUGGCAAGAGGGUGGCCCAUCCUGUUCAGCUGCGCUCAGGGAACCGUAUCAUCAUGGGUAAAAACCAUGUUUUUCGUUUUAACCACCCUGAACAAGCACGAGCAGAGCGGGAGAAGACUCCCUCUGCCGAGACCCCCUCUGAGCCCGUGGACUGGACAUUUGCUCAGAGAGAGCUUCUCGAGAAACAGGGAAUUGAUAUGAAACAGGAGAUGGAAAAGAGGCUUCAGGAAAUGGAGAUCCUUUACAAAAAGGAGAAGGAGGAAGCUGACCUUCUUCUGGAGCAGCAGAGACUGGACUAUGAGAGUAAAUUGGAGGCCCUGCAGAGGCAGGUUGAGACUCGAUCUCUCGCUGCAGAGACAACGGAAGAAGAGGAGGAGGAGGAGGAAGUUCCUUGGACACAGCAUGAAUUUGAGUUGGCCCAGUGGGCGUUCCGGAAAUGGAAGUCUCACCAGUUUACUUCAUUAAGGGACUUACUCUGGGGCAAUGCCGUGUACCUGAAGGAAGCCAAUGCCAUCAGUGUGGAACUAAAGAAAAAGGUGCAGUUCCAGUUUGUUCUGCUGACUGACACACUGUACUCCCCUUUGCCUCCUGAAUUACUUCCCACGGAGAUGGAGAAAACUCACGAGGACAGACCUUUCCCUCGGACAGUGGUGGCGGUGGAAGUCCAGGAUCUGAAGAAUGGAGCAACACAUUAUUGGUCUUUGGACAAACUCAAACAGAGACUGGAUCUGAUGCGAGAGAUGUAUGACAGAGCAGGAGAGGUGACCUCCAGUGCCCAAGAUGACAGUGAGACGACCAUGACCGGCAGCGAUCCGUUCUAUGAUCGGUUCCAUUGGUUCAAACUUGUGGGAAGCUCCCCUAUUUUCCACGGCUGUGUGAAUGAGCGCCUUGCCGACCGCACACCCUCCCCCACUUUUUCCACGGCCGAUUCCGACAUCACUGAACUGGCUGACGAGCAGCAGGAUGCCAUGGAGGACUUUGAUGAUGAGGCAUUCGUGGAUGACACCGGCUCUGACGCAGGGACGGAAGAGGGAUCAGAGCUCUUCAGUGAUGGGCAUGACCCAUUUUACGACCGAUCCCCUUGGUUCAUUUUAGUAGGAAGGGCAUUCGUGUACUUGAGCAACCUGCUGUAUCCGGUGCCCCUGAUUCACAGGGUGGCCAUUGUCAGUGAGAAGGGGGAAGUCCGGGGAUUCCUUCGUGUGGCUGUGCAGGCCAUUGCAGCCGAUGAAGAAGCUCCUGAUUAUGGCUCUGGAAUUCGACAGUCGGGAACAGCUAAAAUAUCUUUUGAUAAUGAAUACUUUAAUCAGAGUGAUUUCUCUUCAGCUGCAAUGACUCGUUCUGGUCUGUCCUUGGAGGAGCUGAGGAUUGUGGAAGGUCAGGGCCAGAGUUCUGAAGUCAUCAGUCCUCCAGAAGAAGUCAGUCGAAUGAAUGACUUGGAUUUGAAGUCAGGCACUUUGCUGGAUGGGAAGAUGGUGAUGGAAGGGUUUUCUGAAGAGAUUGGUAACCACCUGAAACUGGGCAGUGCCUUCACCUUCCGGGUCACGGUGCUGCAGGCCAACGGAAUCCUCCCAGAGUAUGCAGACAUCUUCUGUCAGUUCAACUUUUUGCAUCGACAUGAUGAAGCAUUCUCCACUGAACCCCUCAAGAACAAUGGAAGAGGAAGUCCCCUGGGCUUUUACCAUGUACAGAAUAUUGCGGUGGAGGUCACCGAGUCAUUUGUGGACUACAUCAAAACCAAGCCCAUCGUAUUCGAGGUCUUUGGACAUUACCAGCAGCACCCACUUCAUCUGCAAGGACAAGAUCUUAAUAGUCCACCUCAGCCAUCUCGAAGAUUCUUCCCCCCACCCAUGCCACUCUCCAAACCAGUUCCAGCUACUAAGUUAAACACCAUGAACAAAACCACCCUUGGGCAAAGCAUGAGCAAGUACGACCUUCUGGUUUGGUUUGAGAUCAGUGAACUGGAGCCUACUGGAGAAUAUAUUCCAGCUGUGGUUGACCAUACAGCAGGCUUGCCCUGCCAGGGGACAUUUUUGCUGCACCAGGGCAUCCAGCGACGGAUCACAGUGACUAUCAUCCAUGAGAAGGGCAGUGAGCUCCACUGGAAAGAUGUUCGUGAACUGGUGGUAGGUCGGAUUAGGAACAAGCCUGAGGUAGAUGAAGCUGCAGCUGAUGCGAUCCUUUCCCUAAACAUCAUCUCCGCUAAGUCCCUCAAGUCUUCCCACAGCUCCAGCAGGACCUUCUACCGUUUCGAGGCUGUAUGGGACAGCUCCCUACAUAACUCCCUCCUCCUCAACCGAGUGACCCCCUAUGGAGAAAAGAUCUACAUGACCUUAUCUGCUUAUCUGGAGUUGGAUCAUUGCAUCCAGCCAGCCGUCAUCACUAAGGAUGUGUGCAUGGUCUUCUAUUCUCGAGAUGCCAAGAUCUCACCACCACGUUCUCUGCGAAACCUCUUUGGUAGUGGCUACUCAAAGUCGCCAGACUCCAACCGAGUAACUGGAAUCUAUGAGCUGAGCUUAUGCAAAAUGGCAGACACUGGGAGCCCAGGCAUGCAGAGGCGGAGGAGAAAGGUCUUGGAUACCUCCGUGGCGUACGUGCGGGGGGAGGAGAACCUAGCGGGCUGGAGGCCUCGUGGAGAUAGCCUCAUUUUGGAACACCAGUGGGAGCUGGAGAAGCUGGAGCAGCUGCACGAGGUGGAAAAAACUCGCCACUUCUUGCUGCUUCGGGAGAGACUUGGUGAUAGCAUACCCAAGUCUCUGAGUGACUCGUUGUCUCCCAGCCUCAGCAGUGGGACCCUUAGCACCUCAACCAGCAUCUCUUCUCAGAUCUCAACCACCACCUUUGAAAGCGCCAUCACACCGAGCGAGAGCAGUGGCUAUGACUCAGCUGAUGUUGAAAGCCUGGUAGACCGAGAGAAAGAGCUGGCUACAAAGUGCCUGCAGCUUCUCACCCACACUUUCAACAGAGAAUUCAGCCAGGUACACGGCAGCAUCAGUGACUGUAAGUUGUCUGACAUCUCUCCAAUUGGACGGGACCCAUCUGUGUCCAGUUUCAGCAGUUCCACCCUCACACCCUCCUCCACAUGCCCCUCUCUGGUGGACUCCAGGAGCAGUUCUGUGGAUCAGAAGACCCCAGAAGCCAACUCUCGGGCCUCCAGUCCUUGCCAAGAAUUUGAACAGUUUCAGAUUGUCCCAACUAUGGAGACACCCUAUUUGGCCCGAGCAGGAAAGAAUGAAUUUCUCAAUCUUGUUCCAGACAUUGAAGAAGUCAGAGCAGGCUCAGUGGUAUCUAAGAAAGGAUACCUGCAUUUCAAAGAGCCGCUUUCCUGUAACUGGGCUAAACAUUUCGUUGUGGUUCGUCGCCCUUACGUCUUCAUCUAUAACAGUGACAAAGACCCAGUAGAGCGUGGCAUUAUUAACCUGUCUACAGCACAGGUGGAGUACAGCGAGGACCAGCAGGCCAUGGUGAAGACACCUAAUACUUUUGCUGUAUGCACAAAGCACCGUGGGGUCCUUCUGCAAGCUCUCAAUGACAAAGACGUGAAUGACUGGUUAUAUGCCUUUAACCCACUUCUGGCUGGCACAAUAAGGUCAAAACUCUCUCGAAGAUGCCCGAGCCAGCCAAAGUACUAAGCGGUUCUUCUGAGCCUUGCUCACCUGUGACAGAUAAAGAAAGUGUUACCUCUCAUUCUCUCUCUUUGUGAUUCUUGACGGUUAUUCUUGUAUGUAAUCCUGUGGCUUAAUGACUUUUCCCUCCCUCGUCAUCCCGCACUUCUCUAGUUCUCCUGUUCCCUCUCUCCAUGGCUCUGUACUCUUCUUAUUCUUGUGCUAAGACUUGUAGCAUGUGGCCUAACAAAGGGGAACAAAACCACUACACAUUCAUAUACACUCACACCCACGCACCCUGAGGGGAUCCAGCACAUCUCCAAAUGAUUUUCCUGUGUACGUUAGCUUCCUUUUGGAUGAUGGGUCCCCUUCAUGGUCACUGUCCCCCUGUUGUUUCUGUAUGGCUCUGGUUUUCAGGGUAACUUCUCUGUCUCUCUUUUUUCCCUCCUUUGUUUAUGAUAAUCUACUUUUUUCUGGGUGGUUUAGAUACUAAGGGAGGAGACGUUUGGUAUUGUCAGCCAGGAGAAAAAAACUUGCUUCUCUCUCUCUCUCUCUCUCUCUCUCUCUCUCUCUCUCUCUCUCUCUCUCUGUCUCUCUUUGUGUGUGUGUGUGUGUCUGUGUCCAUGUUUCUCUCUCUGUCUCCGUCUCUCUCAAUGUCUCUGUCUUUGUCUCUCUCUUUGGUUGCUAAUCCAUGUAUUUCCAUUCAGGGAAAGCACUGUGGGAAGCUCAGAAUUGGGAUUUUAAAUUCUCUGUCUAAAUCAGGGCGCAGAGCAUGGGCUUAUAGAGAGGAAGAUGCAGAAGGGCCUUUGUGAUCAGCCUGCAGCAGAGGCUGCUGCAGUAGACUGCUGGAGCUCCUCACAGCCGGGUCCUGCAAAUGUCUCCUCCCUGGGAAGGAAGCUUUUGUCUAGGAGUUCCCCAGCCCUAUUCUCAGCAUUACUGUUUAGAAUUACGAGAUGUCAUGAACAGAUUUCCCACAAGAGGGAUUGGGGAAUGUUUGACUUUCUAGUGAUAGACUGGACCAUUGUUGCUUUGAGAGUGCUGAGUGCAGCUUGUGAUUGUUGUAGCUCCCUUUGAUCAAAGACUUGUAGCUUCAGCAUAAAUCUUGAGGUCUCCAUCUAAAUCCAGUGGCCAUUUUCAAUGUAUGAAAUAUGAGCAAACAUGGCAUUGUUUUUUAGAUGCCAGAACUGGCCGGUCCUUACCACCACUCCAAACAAAUCACAAGAUAUUUAGGGUUGAAAAAGAUUGUGGAUUGUGACAUGCCUCCUGUGUGACAUGCCCCUGACCCCACUAUCCCCAUGUGGUUUGGAAAUACUCCCUUAGGAAGAAUUCACUGCUCCCAGUUUCUGUGGCUUCUAACAAACCAGGUCUCUGGAUUCAAGAAGUUAUCAUAGAAAAUAACACUCUCCCUCCACCAGCUAGUCAGUGUUGGGGACUGAGUAGGGCACAGAAUGCCCGCUGGAGCUACUUGAGUUGUGUGCCAGCGACUUGAGGCUCAUUCACACUGCUGUGUCCUGGCUUCGCCAGCCUGCUUCAGUGCCACUCAUGCACCCAGGAAGGCAUCUGCUCACCUCCACUCUACAAAGGCUCCUGGCUACCUGAGGGUAGAGAAGGAAUGGAUUGCCUUCUGUUGGGAGCUCAUCUCCACUGCAGAGCAGCCACCAGGGAGGCGAGCGAGCAUGCAGCCCCUUGCUGCUGACCUCUCGGCAGGGCUUCUCUCGGAAGAACUGGUCUCCAGCUCCUUUUGUUACAGCUGCCUUGCAAAGAAAGGGAAAGUGGACAUGGAGAAAAGAAAGGGCAGAAAUCAGACUGUUCUUAUCUAAAAGAUGAUCAACUCCAGUAGACUUGUAAAACUUUCUUUCUCUCCUUAAAGUAUAGGUUACUAACUGUAAUGUUACUUGUUUUCUAAGCAUAUAUAUGAGAUUUUUAAUGUAGUUAGAAGUCUCUGUUGUCUGAUGGACACAACAUGUCCUUCUGGUGUAUACUCAAAUUCAGCAGGCUCUGUCUAUGCUUGUAGACAGUUUCCUGGACCGGAACUAAAUAUAAUUUCAGGGAAACAAAGAUCAAAGGUCGCUUUUAAACUGAGUCACUGAUGUUGCUGCUGUUAGAAAGGUAGAUGGAAGGAUCCGCGUCUGUGCGAGGUGAGAAGCCUGAGGGAGGGUGAAGUGUGCGGUACACUAAACCCUGCGAUGACUUGUGUUUUCUUUUAACUCAAACAAAACUGGUUUAGAAAGUCUUUGCUUUGCAAAUAUCAAAUAUUAGCAUGAGCCAAACUGGACUGCCCCUUCAUCAGAGGCGCCCCCCCAUAAGGAGGCCUCAUUAGGAAGCCAGGGAAAGGAAGGUUGGAGCUUGGGCACGUGUGCUGCUACCUGCCAUCAUUGGGGCCCCCCCUGACUGUAAGGCCCAUGGUCAGAUCAGAAUCAGAGCAUUUGGGGGCUUUACUUUCUGUUUCCAGACAAGGUCACCUCUGCUUCGAAGCUCUGCAAGAGAAAAGGUUUUAUGGCAGGACCUGUUCAUGAGAUUUUUGUGGUUGCCAUAGUAGCAGGAAAGUUAAGACAACUAACCUUAAAGAAACUUUUUUUUGGGGGGUGGGGGGUCUGAGACAGGGUUUCUCUGUGUAGCCCUGGCUGUCCUGGAACUCACUCUGUAGACCAGGCUGGCCUUGAUCUCAGAAAUCCGCCUGCCUCUGCCUCCCAAGCGCUGGGAUUAAAGGUAUGUGUCACCACCACCUGGCAAGAAACUAUUUUUAAGGUAAUUUUAAAAAAAAUUUCAAAGCACUCCUUUAAACAAAAAACCUACAAGGAAAACAUACAGAUUACAGAAAAGUGAGUGCUGGUUGAAAUGAAUUAGCCUCCCCCUUCCUUCUUUAUCCUCCUUCCUCCCAAGCAGAUAUCACUCCUAACUGUCCCCCACGCCAGUGCUCAGGCCCAGCCUGCUUCUGGGGCUCUACCCUGGGAGUCAGCCAGCUCUCAGCCCCAGACUGUCAGGGACCAGGCAGUCCCUGCACAAGGCUAGGCAGGAGCACAGGCCAGACUGCUUCUGAGCAGGCCCCUGAUCUCCAUCCAUAAAUGAGGCGAGCUAAAGCUUCCUCAGCUAGGAAACCUUUCCUCCCCUUCAGCUAUAUGGAAUGUAUAUAUCUAUUAAAUUUUUAUCUUGUUUUGAUGAAAGGAUGAAUGGUUGUGAAAGGUAUUUGGGGUCUAAAACCAUGAUUUUUUCCUGGCACAUAUUUCAAAGCAUAGACUUUGUUACCUGCUGCUUCUUGUCUAAUUUACAGGGAUAUUUAAUUUUGUAAGGUAUUUGUAUAUUUAUACAGCUGUAAUGAAUUGCACAUUGGACUGGAAGGGGAAGGCUCUGCCCUGUGUGGCUCCUACUGGAACUCUUGCAUUUUCCUCUUGGGCGCUGUGCUUUGGCCCAUCUGAACAAAAUCAGGGGUGUGUGGUUUGUUUAGCGUGGGUCCAUCAUUUUCAUUUGGGUUCCUUUUGGAAAAUGUAAUCUUUAACUUGCUCUGUGAGAAGAAAAGAAUAAUUGUGUUGCUGCUCUUGGAAGGUCUGCUGAGUGCAUUUGAGUGAACUCUGGCGCUGUGUACUGCAGCCAUCCACCAUGACCUGUGAUCCACCAAGAGUGAGUAAGACCACGACCAUGGAGCAAGUCAGAGAUUGUCAGGCGAGAGAUUAUUGCUGUUACUGUUCAAAAGGCCAUUUAUGAAGUAGAUAUUUGAGCUCUUUAAAAAAAAAAUCUUAAGAGAGCCCCUAAUUACUUAAAGAAAAAAAGAAAUUUAAAGAGUUAAUACAGAACUGGUAUUAAAAACUUGCAGGCAGAGGUUAGAGCACUUGGCAAUUUUACGUGAUGCCUUUGGUUCAAUCCCGGUGCUGCAGAUCAGACAGAAAGCCAGGAGGCAGAGAGCUGCGCAGACAGAAAGUCUGUUAUAUGUUGUCAUGUCUUUAAUUGAUUCUUUUCAUGCUGUGUAUUCUGGCAUCAGUUCACCUAAGGGACCCACCAGCCUCCUCAUGUUUAAGCAUUGUCGUAGACUUUGUGGCUCUAACAUACUUGUCUGUUGAGAGUGGCGUCUCUUGUCACCAUCCCCAUGCUAUAACAGAACCCAUGAAGCAUAAGUGGCCUUUUUGAACCAAGACUUUGCAAACUGAUCUCUCCCCAGGGAAGGAGUUGAGCACAAGCAACAAUGUACAUUAUUAAUUUUGGAUUUCAUUUUCAUGUUUUAUUUUGUAAAUAUCUAAUGUUUGGAGCUUGAGUAUACAAAAUGUAAAUACAGUUCUCGUAUUUGUACUAAUCCUGAUUCUUUUGCUGUAUAGCCCUAGCUGUGUAAUGCAGACAUUAUCUGACUGUGUAUGGUAACCUUGCAUCACAGAACUGCUAGUGAACGAGCUAAAACAAUAAAGGUACAACCAGUGCA
This is a messenger RNA of Mastomys coucha (southern multimammate mouse), 10200 nucleotides long. It is a transcript of the gene Kif1b, whose product is annotated as kinesin family member 1B. The record is from RefSeq and is a predicted model, not a curated record. The coding region runs from base 387 to 5819 and encodes 1810 amino acids. The transcript has 48 exons. Gene Ontology annotation, biological process: microtubule-based movement. Lineage: Eukaryota; Metazoa; Chordata; Mammalia; Rodentia; Muridae. Gene Ontology annotation, molecular function: microtubule binding; microtubule motor activity; ATP binding.